Molecule: messenger RNA, 309 nt
Organism: Serpula lacrymans var. lacrymans S7.9
Lineage: Eukaryota; Fungi; Basidiomycota; Agaricomycetes; Boletales; Serpulaceae
Exons: 1
Coding region: 1-309 (102 amino acids)
Source: RefSeq, a predicted model, not a curated record
AUGCCGAGUUCAAGCCGAAUGUGCCGCUCAUGGUGCCUUCUCUAUUACUACCGAAGCGGGGGUUCCUGCCAAAGGUCCUUACUUCGGACCAGACUAGAGCAACUUGGGCCCAGGCUGGUUAUCCAAGCCAAGGCCUAUCAAUACCACGCCUCUUAUCGCGGAGCCAUUACACUUACUAUGGAAUUAUCAGUACCUGUCGACGUCAGUUCUCGCGGUUUUACCUUGUCGAUCACUGUGAAUCCUACGACUACCGACAGGACAGAUGGGUACAUAUGUAGGAUCCGUCAAAUCACAAUAUCCAGGGUAUAA